AUGAAGUCAAACCCCGAGAGACUGGUUGUAACGUGUGUACACGAUGCAUGUCUGUGGUCAAUUCGAGCUAUCUACAGCAAAAGGCACAAGCUAUGGAUGAUCACAACAUCUAAGGGUCCCCACACUUGCUCGACACUCCAAGUGGAUCAUGAUGGAAGGAUGAUGGAUUCGAAGUUCAUUGCCAUCACACUUGAGUCAUACGUACGGGAAGACAUUUCAAGAACAGUAGCAACCCUGCGUAGUGUUCUUCAUGCGAAGCAUGGCCAUUGGGCAUCUCACUAUAAGGUUUGGGAUGCAAAACAGAAAGCCGUUGCAGCCAUCUACGGUGAUUUUGAUGAGUCAUACGCAGAAUUGCCUCGGUUCCUGGCAGCGUUAAAAGAUGCAGAUCCAACCACAGUGACACAGUUGAAGUGUGACCACCGUAGUGUGCCGGGAACUUGCACAUUUAACUGUGCCUUUUGGGCUUUUGGUCAUUGUAUAAAAGGGUUCAAGUAUUGUAGGCCGGUGAUAAGCAUCGAUGCAACGCACCUCUAUGGCAAGUACAAGGGGAAGUUGUUGAUAGCAAUGGCAACAGAUGCUAACAACGAGGUUUAUCCACUCGCGUUUGCCGUUGUUGAGAGUGAGAGCAAGGAGACAUGGGGAUGGUUCUUGGCAUGCCUGAAACGAUAUGUUACGGACCGGACAAAUCUUUGCAUCAUCUCUGACCGACAUUCGGGUAUAAAAGCUUGCUUUAAUGACACAAGGAUGACUUGGUUGCAGCCUCCCCAGGCCCAUCACCGGUAUUGCCUCCGCCAUGUAGUUAGCAAUGUGAACACAAAAUGGAAAAUUCCGGAGUUGAAGAACAUGGUAUGGAGGGCCGCAAGCGCGAAUCAAGUUAGAAAGUUUUAG
Molecule: messenger RNA, 888 nt
Organism: Quercus robur (English oak)
Lineage: Eukaryota; Viridiplantae; Streptophyta; Magnoliopsida; Fagales; Fagaceae
Exons: 1
Coding region: 1-888 (295 amino acids)
Source: RefSeq, a predicted model, not a curated record